Molecule: messenger RNA, 1189 nt
Organism: Baudoinia panamericana UAMH 10762
Lineage: Eukaryota; Fungi; Ascomycota; Dothideomycetes; Mycosphaerellales; Teratosphaeriaceae
Exons: 1
Coding region: 445-855 (136 amino acids)
Source: RefSeq, a predicted model, not a curated record
CUACAAGCACGACACGCCAAGAACUCUCUUGAAGAUCUAGACUGCCUGCGGGUCUCGUAAGGGAAUGCCCAAUGCCCCAUCAUAGGUCCAGCACAGAGUAAGCACCCUGUAGGCCUUUAGCACUAUGGGAGUGGGGUUUCAACAGCGGCCUAGCGGCCGUUUCGUGCUGGCUUCAGGCCAGAGACAGAGCGGUGCUCAUCGCGCGACAGGACGGGUAUUACAUGUCAUUGGCGGCAGAGUAUGCAGGCACAGCGGGCCGAUCUCUGCCUGCGACACUGCGUGGUUACGGCAGCCUUGAUUUGACCCACAUACUCUGCCGUUAGGUCGACCUAUCAGGCAAGCGCUGCGUGCGGGAGAGAGCUGUGCGAAGCCUACUCGAUUAUGGUACAGAUUGGAGCAGAUGUCUAUGUUGGCCAAGACUACCGCUAGGAGUCGCAUUGCACGAUGCUAAACUGUUGUGCGCCUGAUGGUACGUCAACCACAGGGCCGACUCCUGCCGAGAAGGCCUACAGCACGGGAGGCUUACGUGAGGCCACGGUUACACAACGCCGUGGGGCGACGCCUAUUACUUGCCACAUGCGCAGUUUCCUCGGACACUGUAGUUCUAUUGAGGCUUUCAGUUGCGAUAGAAACGCGCUAUCGGUCUUACGCCAGAUCUGCAGUGUUCAGUCCAGUAAUAUGAGCCCACCGCAUGCAACAUCACAAAACCCACAGCAACAGCCUUCAAAGGAGUCGCCCACGCAAGAGGAUCAGUCACAAGACCAGCGCUCCCAGCCUGCGCUAGCUCGAAGAGAGAAACUGCGCACGAAGGACUCCAGGGAACACGUCACGCUCGCGCUGGACUAUCGUAUGUGAAGGGGAAGGCACCUGUUUUAACAGCAACAUCAGCACGACAUUGAGUGAUCUCGUCAGCGGCACCCGGAGCCGGGUCGCGUUGUGGCUGCCAAGCUAUGAUCACGACGUUGACUAUCAUACUGGUUGCACCCAAUCAAUACAUGGGCAUAACGCCGAUCCGUCCCGGCAGCGUGGGUUGACACUUCACAAAAUCUGGGUAUUGUGGGGGGUGGCGUUGCCGGCUAUAACUGACAUUACAUUUCUGGAAGCAGCAGAAAGCAUACAUGUUUGGUCUGCUAUACGCUAACGAUCUAAGAGGGCAAGUGUCUAGCCACAUUCGUGGCCCUUCUUUCAC